Messenger RNA from Scheffersomyces coipomensis, 2250 nucleotides. RefSeq names its product bifunctional aminopeptidase/epoxide hydrolase (gene LKH1). Lineage: Eukaryota; Fungi; Ascomycota; Pichiomycetes; Serinales; Debaryomycetaceae. The record is from RefSeq and is a predicted model, not a curated record. Gene Ontology annotation, molecular function: metallopeptidase activity; aminopeptidase activity; epoxide hydrolase activity. Gene Ontology annotation, cellular component: cytosol. Gene Ontology annotation, biological process: proteolysis. The transcript has a single exon. The coding region runs from base 190 to 2082 and encodes 630 amino acids.
CUUAACUCUGCAAAAAAAAGGAGACAAAAAAUUUUAAAAUAAUUUUUCCAACGCUGCACAGUAAUUUUUCCGUCUGGCUUCAGAUCAGCAAAAAUUUCCAUUUAAAAAAUCCAUUACAUCAUUGUCCAAUUCAAUUUCAAUUUGGUUGUUUCUAGUCAAGUUUAACAUUCGUCAAGGUAUUCACUAGUCAUGUCCAAAUUUGAAGCCAUUAGAAAGAGAUCACACGCAUUGGAUCCAUGUACCGCGUCCAAUUACUCUGAUUUUAAAGUGGUGUUGACGGAUUUAUCGUUAAAUGUAUCAUUUACAAACCAAAAGUUGGAUGGGAAAGUGAUUUAUUAUUUACAAAAUUUAACUUCUGCUGAGGUAUUGAUAUUAGACACUUCUUAUUUGAAUGUAUCAUCUGUUAUAGUCAACAAUUCCAAAGUUGAAUUUGAUUUGAAGGAAGGUAAAGUUCCAUUUGGCUCUCCAUUACAUAUACCAUUAACUUCAACUACCAGCGAAAGAUUAGUGAUUGAAAUUGACUUCGCUACUACUGAUAAAUGUACUGCCAUUCAAUUCAUUCAAGGUGAUACUGGUCCAUAUAUCUUUUCUCAAUGUCAAGCUAUCCAUGCUCGUAGUUUAUUCCCAUGUUUUGAUACUCCAGCUGUCAAAUCUCCCUAUAAAUUUAAAGCUACUUCUCCAUCAGUAUGUACUAUGUCAGGUAGACCUCAACCAAGUUCAGAAAAGAAUACUUAUAUCUUUGAUCAACCAAUCCCAAUUCCAUCUUAUUUAGUCUCCAUCACUUCAGGUCAAUUACAUAAAGCUCCUAUUGGUCCAAGAUCAGAUGUUUAUUGUGAAUUACCUCAAUUAAAACAAUGUCAAUUUGAAUUUGAAAAAGAUAUGGAAAAUUUCAUUCAAAUUGCUGAAGCUUUAGUUUUUGAUUAUGAAUGGUUAAGAUUUGAUUCAUUGGUUUUACCAUCAAGUUUCCCUUAUGGUGGUAUGGAAAUUCCAAAUAUGACUCAAUUAACUCCUACUUUAAUUAGUGGUGAUAGAACUCAAGUUAAAGUCAUGGCCCAUGAAUUGGCUCAUUCAUGGUCAGGUAAUUUAGUUACUAAUUGUUCUUGGGAACAUUUCUGGCUUAAUGAAGGUUGGACUGUUUAUUUAGAAAGAAGAAUUAUUGGUGCUAUUGCUGAACAAGAAGCUAAAGAAGAAGGAAAAUCUAAUCCAAAAGAAUAUGGUGAACAAGUAAGACAUUUCAAUGCUAUUAUUGGAUGGAAUGCGUUAGUUGAUACUGUUGAACAAAUGAAUCCAAAAUUUACUUCCUUAAUUUGGGAUUUAAAGAAUGAAGAUCCUGAUGAUGCAUUUUCAAGAAUCCCAUAUGAAAAGGGGUUUAAUUUCUUAUUCCAUAUUGAAACUAAAUUAGGAGGUGUUACUGAAUUUGAUCCAUUUAUUAAAUAUUAUUUCAAAAAGUUCCGUUAUACUUCAUUAGAUAGUGCUCAAUUCAUUGAAACUUUAUAUGAAUUUUAUCAACCAUUAGGUAAAACUCAUUUAUUAGAUUCGAUUGAUUUCAAUAAAUGGUUAUUUGAAUCAGGAUUACCAGAAUAUCCAAAUUUCGAUACUACAUUAGCUGAUCAAGUUUAUGCUUUAGUUGAUAAAUGGGUUGCUUUCGUUAAAGAUGGUGAAAAGGGAUCUGCCCUUUCUACCUUUUCUGAAACUGAUAUUGCUGAUUUCGAAGGUAAUCAACAAAUGUUAUUUAUUGAAUCUUUAUCGGAUAAAUUCAAAGAUUAUAAUGUUUCUAUUGAUUUAAUUAGAUCAUUCCCUCAAAUUUAUCCAAAAUUAGCUGCUAGUGCCAAUGGAGAAAUCUUAGCUGCUUGGAAUGAUUUACUUAUUAAAUAUGGUAAAUUCACCAGUACUGAUAAACAAGUUGAAUUCUUUGCUAAUUGGGUUGGAUCAGUUGGUCGUAUGAAGUAUGUUAGACCAGGCUAUAAAUUAUUAAUGACUGGAGUUAGUAAAGAAUUUGCUAUUGAAACCUUCAAAAAGUUUGAAGAUAAAUAUCAUCCAAUUUGUAGAGCUAUGGUUAAAAAGGAUCUUGGUUUAAAUUAAGCAAAACAAAACAACCAUCUCAGUCUUAUAUAUAUACGUAAUUUAUAGUAACAUUUUAUAUGUUCUACCACCUCAUGAAUACACGAAUGCAUACAUGAUGACAUCUAUCGAUUAUACACUCUAGUGAUGUCUAUAGUUUUGUUUAAUUGCAAAAAAAAUACUAACCGC